Molecule: messenger RNA, 1818 nt
Organism: Harmonia axyridis
Lineage: Eukaryota; Metazoa; Arthropoda; Insecta; Coleoptera; Coccinellidae
Product: peroxisomal N(1)-acetyl-spermine/spermidine oxidase
Exons: 5
Coding region: 99-1709 (536 amino acids)
Molecular function (GO): polyamine oxidase activity
Source: RefSeq, a predicted model, not a curated record
UUCUGUGACCCAACCAUUUGUCGUCAUAUAGAAAUCAUGAACUUGUCAUUUUGAUUGAUCGCUAUGUUAUGUAAAAAUUCGAGUUUAUUCUUCAUAAGAUGAUUUUAUCCAAAUUACUGCCAAAUUCUAGUCGAGUGUUCUCAUUAUCCAUCCAAAGAAGAUUUUUGAAGACAAGUAGCUACCGUUGCGAUUGCCAACAAGAAGAAAAAUGCAAACCUCCAAAGAAACCUUACAUUGCAGUCUGUACCAUAUCAGAUUCAAUGGUUGACCCCUCGAAGCCAGAACCUUCUAUAGUUAUUAUAGGAGCUGGAAUAGCUGGACUCUCAGCAGCCCAAAGAUUAGCUCACUGCGGUAUUAGUAAUUUUACUGUUCUUGAAGCAACAGAUAGACCCGGAGGAAGGAUUCAUUCAUGCUGGCUCGGCGACGUAAUAGCUGAAAUGGGGGCGCAGUACAUAGAGGGCGCUUGUGUAGGUAACCCCGUCUACAACCUGGCAGCUACAGAGGGUCUCAUCAAACAACCCCUCCUAAGAAGUGACUACAAAAAAGCCGUCUAUUGUACAAGUGAAGGCAGGGUUAUUGAAGAGUCUACUGCCAUCUUGGCCUAUCACACUUUCAUGAAGAUCAAGGAAGAAGCGCACAGCUUGUUUUCGGUGUGCUCAGGAAAAGAACAUGGAUCUCUCAUGAAUUUCUUAGGUUUGAGAAUACAACAAGAGCUGCAAAAUUUUGCGGAGGACCAAAGGUAUGACGCUUCAAGGAUUUUAUUCGGGUUGACAAACCACUUGAAAUAUAGACUAGGUGAUGACUUAUGCCAAGUUAGCGCAGACAACUAUGGAAGCUACAUAGAAAUACCUGGUGGACAAGUAAAAGUACCACUCGGUUUUGUUGGAGUUCUUGCGCCACUCAUGAGAGAGUUACCCGAGUGCAGUGUUCUAUACAACAAGCCAGUUUCUAAUAUCAAAUGGGGUGCAGUACAAACAAGAGAUAGGGGACCUAGAGCAGUCAUACAGUGUUGUGAUGGUUCGGAAUACUGUGCCGAUUAUGUCAUUGUAACUGUCUCCUUAGGCGUCCUCAAAGAACACGCGGAAAAAAUGUUUUGCCCACCUCUACCAUCGCCAAAAAUGGAGGCCAUAAGGUGCUUGGGUUAUGGCGCAGUUGACAAAAUAUUCCUCGACUACGACCGACCGUUUUGGGUGUGGAAAGAUGGCAACAUACAAUUCGCUUGGUCUCAAGAAGAGCUCUUAGCGAGGACCGACUGGACAAAGGGCCUCAGCGCAGUAGAGGAGGUGGAAGGAAGCAAACAUGUUCUCUGUGCCUACGUGGGUGGUCCUGAAGCAGCAGUAAUGGAGCAGGCGACCGACGAAGAAGUAGCCUCAUGUGUGACUAAAGUGCUGAGGAGAUUUACAGGAGAUGCGUCACUUCCUUAUCCCGAUACUAUAUUGAGAUCGAAAUGGGCUACAGAUCCAUAUUUCUGUGGGUCCUAUAGCUAUCUCAGUGUAAGUUCCAACGUGGGACACCAAUGUGAUCUCAGUUCUCCAGUUCCUGGUAUUUGUGACCCCCAACCACCUGUUCUUCUUUUUGCUGGAGAAGCAACUUGUGCUGGCCAUCAUUCUACUGUUCAUGGGGCAAGACUUAGUGGUAUAAGAGAAGCUCAGAGGAUAAUUACAUUAACCAAGAGGUAUGGUGGACCUCCUCCGAAAGAAAGUCAGUGAUGCUUCAACAAUUAUAUUUACUUGUACAAUACAUAAUUUAGCUGUUUUUUUAUUGGUCCUUCCAACACAUACAUAUAUACAUUUAUUGCAAUAAAUAAUUUAUAAAUAA